AUGGAGGAGUCCGAAUGGCUUGUAUCACGCUUCCUAUUUGCCUGCAAUGAUACCGGCUUCCAAGAACAGUCUCUUCACCACAAUUCUUCCAACGCUUUUCCAGCACUACAGUUCGCUUCAGAGCUUUUCUACGCGCACAAAAGUACUAUCGGUCGGAAAUUUGCAGAAAAAGCCCUGCGAAUACACGAAUCAAGGUUUCCAGAGAUUACACACCAUACCGUCAGUGGAUUACUCCCAGAAGUUCCCAAUGUAGAUCAUCUUGAGUUAAUUGCAGCACGGCUGCUGCACUCAGUAUGUGGACCCUACCCAGAAACAUCAACUGAUUAUCUUUCAGAGCUGAUCCAAACGCGUCUUAUUCCUGUCAUCAUCUUGCUUGUAUUUAUUCUAAACUCUGCAAUCUGCUGCGUGCUCACACGACGUCAUAUGCGCACCCCAAUAUACUCCAUACUGCUUUCCAUUGCUGUUGCCGAGUUAUUUACUGGACUUCUGCCAUUGCCCAUGUAUCUAGGACGCAGUUUCAUCGGUGGUACAGUCUGGUGGGAGAGAAUGGUG
Protopolystoma xenopodis is the source of this 552-nucleotide messenger RNA. NCBI's taxonomy places the organism in Eukaryota, Metazoa, Platyhelminthes, Monogenea, Polystomatidea, Polystomatidae. The record is from the annotation of a GenBank genome assembly.